GUCUGAGGAAGCUCUCUCAUACAUUCCUCUUUGGUGGCUCACAACAAAUAUUCCUGACACUCUGGUGUGGUGGUGAGACAAACCCUAAGCAUCCACGUUUUCUUUGAUGCUUUUUUGAAAUACGAAUCACAGGGAUUUGAUGUCGAUGGAUAAUCGCGGCGGAUUCAGCUACAUGGGUCGCAAUUUCAGCGAUUUGAGUGUCAACGAUGACUCCUCUGCUUUCAGCGAUUGCAACAGCGACAGAUCCGGCGAGUUCCCCACCGCUUCCUCCGAGAGCCGACGCCUCCUCCUCUCCUGUACCUCUGACAAUUCCGACGAUCUCAUCGGCCAUCUCGUCGCGCAUCUCGACUCCUCCUUUUCCAUCGACGAGCAGAAGCAAGCUGCCAUGGAGAUCAGGCUCCUAUCCAAGAACAAACCUGAGAAUCGGAUCAAAAUCGCCAAAGCCGGGGCGAUUAAGCCCCUGAUUUCUCUCAUCUCCUCCUCCGAUCUUCAGCUCCAGGAGUACGGAGUCACCGCCGUCCUCAAUCUCUCCCUCUGCGAUGAGAACAAGGAGCUGAUUGCUUCUUCCGGUGCGAUCAAGCCGCUCGUCAGGGCUUUGAAAAUGGGAACGCCUACGGCUAAAGAGAACGCCGCCUGCGCUCUGCUCCGGUUAUCGCAGCUCGACGACAACAAAGUCGCGAUCGGGAGAUCGGGAGCGAUCCCUCACCUUGUCAACCUUCUGGAAACCGGAGGGUUCAGAGCGAAGAAGGACGCGUCGACGGCUCUCUACUCGCUGUGCUCAGCUAAAGAGAACAAAAUCAGAGCCGUGGAAUCGGGAAUCAUGAAGCCGCUGGUGGAGCUGAUGGCGGAUUUCGGAUCCAACAUGGUGGAUAAAUCGGCGUUCGUGAUGAGUCUGCUAAUGUCGGUGCCGGAAUCUAAGCCGGCGCUAGUGGAGGAAGGAGGGGUUCCGGUGCUGGUGGAGAUCGUCGAGGCAGGAACGCAGAGACAGAGAGAGAUGGCUGUGUCGAUACUGUUGCAUCUCUGCGAAGAGAGCGUUGUGUAUCGAACCAUGGUCGCUCGAGAAGGAGCGAUUCCUCCGCUUGUGGCGCUUUCCCAGGCAGGAACCAGUCGAGCUAAGCAAAAGGCGGAGGCUUUGAUUGAGCUUCUAAGACAACCAAGAUCCGUUAGCAACGGUGGAAGAUCGUCGGAAUUGUGAGAGCUUUAGAAUUUUUCUUUUUCUCUCUUUUUUUACUGUCAUUGCCAAAGAUAUACAAACGACUAGAAAAGGAAGAAAGAAACCAAAAAAAAAAAAAACUGUAAAUAGUUUGUGUAGUAAAUGUAGAAAAGUAGUUUGUUUUCCCUCUGUGAUAUAUGUCUUCUUGGAUUUGGCUUUUUCUGUUAUUCAGUUGAUAAAUUUCGGUU
Molecule: messenger RNA, 1401 nt
Organism: Eutrema salsugineum
Lineage: Eukaryota; Viridiplantae; Streptophyta; Magnoliopsida; Brassicales; Brassicaceae
Product: U-box domain-containing protein 4
Exons: 1
Coding region: 140-1195 (351 amino acids)
Cellular component (GO): nucleus; cytoplasm
Molecular function (GO): protein binding
Source: RefSeq, a predicted model, not a curated record